ACGGCUGAACUGCUGUAUUCCCCUUCCUACUCCCACCCCGACAGUCGUAACGUCGAAACUAACGAUGCUGUCUGCUCGGGUCUUUUAUGGAAAGAGGGAGACUGUUGUGCCAGCUGACCCCGCCAUCAGUGAUGAUGAGGGGUUCAAGGAGGAAGACGAAGAUGUGGCAGACCUGGACUUCGUCCCACCCAUUCACAGCCUGGACACUCCAGACCUGAGUGACAGUGAAGGUGCUCAAGGAGGAGGAGGAGGAGGAGGACGACGAACAGCCAGAAGCACAAGCCAAGAGGCCCACCAACAACAGCAAGCCAGCAGCCAGGAAAACUACCUGGAAGAAGGUUGACCUGGACGACCCAGCCCUACCUGAGUACCAGCACUCUCCCCCUGACUUCUUGGGGAGUCCAUUCCAGUACUUCAGCAGGUACUUCAGCCCUCAAGUGAUGGAGCACAUAACAUACCACACCAAUCUUUAUGCAUCUCAGAAGGACACCAUUCACGACCAGUGUAGAUGAGAUGAUGAACUUUGUGGCAAUCUUUGUAUACAUGGGGAUUGCUGAGCUGUCCUCCAUUGAGGACUACUGGGCAAUGGAGACCAGGGUCCCACAAGUUGCAAACCUCAUGUCAUCUAAGAGGUUCAGUCUGAUGAAGAGGCUUGUCCACUUCAAUGACAACACACAGAUCCCUGGCACCAUCGACCAAUUCUUCAAGAUCCGGCCACUGUUCAGCCUCCUGAACGCUGCCUUCAGGAGUGCGCCACAGACUCCCAAGCAGUCUGUGGAUGAGGUCAUGGUUGCCUACAAAGGAAAGACAGCUGGUAACCUGAGGCAGUACAUCAAGAACAAGCCGCACCAAUGGGGAUUCAAGUUGUUUACCAGGGCUUCUGAGAAUGGCUUCAUUCAUGAUAUGGUGCUAUACCAGGGGAAGACUACGCAGGCAGCCCACGAUGUCCCCCUCACAUCUGAACAACAAGCCAUGGGUGCCACCAGCCAGAUAGUCUCCGUCCUAUUCAGCACCAUUUCCUCCUCCACCACCACAGCCAUCUUUGCGAAUAACUGUUUCACCAGCCUGGAGUUGGUGCGGAACCUCAAAGACAGGAACUGCACAGGGACAGCCAUGGACAACAGAGUAGGCCAGCCUCCGCUCAAGUCCAUCAACGAGAUGGAGAAGAAGGCUGUCCCUCAUGGUACGUUCGACAGCGUAACCAGUGGUGAUGGGAUCCUGGCCCUCAGGUGGAAUGACAACAAGGUCGUCACUCUGCUGUCAACAGACAUGGGGGUGGAGCCCAUGUCCUCAGUCCACCGGUACUGCAGUGACACCAAGAGAAAGGAGCAAGUGAGCUGCCCUGCUGUCAUCAAAAGCUACAAUGCAAAAAAGGGGGGCAUUGACAAGAGCAACAUGCUGGUCCACCUCUACCAUACCCCCUUACAAUCCAAGAGGUGGUACAUGAGGUUGUUUGCAUUUGCAGUUGAUCUCAGCCUCACGAAUGCCUGGGUCAUCUACAGGCGGGACUGCAAGGCUCUUGAUGUGGCUGCCCUGUCACUAAAGAACUUUGAGCUCCAGGUGUUCAAGGAUGCCAGCAGCCAGAAGCCAGUGACAUCUCACCCCCGAAGAAGCUCAACAGACCCCCGCACCUCUGUUGAUGUCCCCAAGCCUGUCCGGGGACACCGCAGCCACACCCCAGCUGAUUCUGUGCGGUUUGGGUUUGACCCAUCCCAAUUCCAUGCCCCUGUCUACACCAACCUCCAGACCUGCAAGUACUGCAGCAGAAAGGGGAACAUCAAGAGGUCAAAUGUGGUCUGCAGGUGUGCAAGGUCCACCUGUGCCUUAAUGCUGAGCAGAACUGCUUUAUUGCCUACCAUGAAUCAGCUGCAUAAAUGA
Plectropomus leopardus (leopard coralgrouper) is the source of this 1878-nucleotide messenger RNA. The record is from RefSeq and is a predicted model, not a curated record. Lineage: Eukaryota; Metazoa; Chordata; Actinopteri; Perciformes; Serranidae.